Messenger RNA from Rhopalosiphum maidis (corn leaf aphid), 3370 nucleotides. RefSeq names its product serine/threonine-protein kinase TBK1 (gene IKKepsilon). Gene Ontology annotation, cellular component: cytoplasm. Gene Ontology annotation, biological process: peptidyl-serine phosphorylation. Gene Ontology annotation, molecular function: protein serine/threonine kinase activity; ATP binding. The transcript is spliced from 4 exons. The record is from RefSeq and is a predicted model, not a curated record. NCBI's taxonomy places the organism in Eukaryota, Metazoa, Arthropoda, Insecta, Hemiptera, Aphididae. The coding region runs from base 1064 to 3271 and encodes 735 amino acids.
CACACGUAACACAUAUGAGUUAAGUUAAUAUGAAUUAACUGCAUUUGAAUAUUUGAUAAAAAGAAACCAUUCAACGACGACACUAUUUGCUUAAUAAUAUUAUUUAAGGAUUAAUUUAUACGUCUCUGCACCAUUGGUGAGUUGUUCCCCUCUAAGGGUAUUUCUGCGGAUAUUAUUUAAGUCGAGGUUUCAAAAUGUGGGGAUUUGGAUGGUUGGCUGAGCAAAAUUAGAAUCGUUUAUAGAAGGUGGAUGUAAUUUUGGACAUGAAGUAUUGAAGUCUAUGUGUAGAUUGGACUGAUUGAAGACGAGUGCUAAGAGUGAUUCUUGACGUAGAAAGGGGCACCUUAUAAAAUCAAGCAAAGAGUAGUUGAAAGUUGAAACACUUGAAACUAAGUUGAUUCAAAUGCUUAUUAAAUAUAUUUUUUUAAUUUUUUGUUUAGUUAAAUUAUUAUACUGAAACCAACUAACGGGUAUUGUCUAUAACAUGCCUAGUUCCUAGUGAAUUAUAUACUUCAAUAUGUAUUAUACGUAAGCUUUUUAGUUUUUUAUUUUGUUUCGGCGACGCAUAUGUUUCGUUCAUUCUUUAAAUUAUUUUCAAAACUUUCUAAUUUCUAAAUUUUUUACUUUUUACUAUACAACUAUUUUAAAUUUUCUGGCUACGAUUGUCUGUAGGUUCUAUAACAGUUAGCUCUAAUCGUUACAGUAUUUUUGUAUACAUGUUUCGUACCGUAAGUGAUAAAUGAUAAUGAACGAUAAGAGAAUUCACGAUGAUAAUAUAUUAAUAUCAAAACAAACAUUUAAAGAAAUAAUGAUACAAUUAAAUAAACAAUCGUUUUUUACACAGAAACCGAAUACCUGUAACAUAAAUAAGAGAUAUAUCGUUUUUAAUAUAUACCUAAGUUUCAAUAUUCAAACUUGAGGUAGGGCUGUAGAAGGUCAUUUUUAGGUCUUCUAGGAAUGUCAUAUUCUGCAGACCGUGACCAAUGGUGUUGUCACUACAACAAUUGCUGUGGAUUUUGGAGAAAGUGAACAGUGUCCUUAGCACAGUUGUCCUGAAGCAGUCAUGUCAUUUUUACGUGGAUCCACAAAUUAUGUUUGGUGUACUACAAGUGUGCUUGGAAAGGGUGCAACUGGUGCGGUGUAUCAGGGUGUCAAUAAACACAAUGGUGAACCAGUGGCCGUCAAAACUUUUAAUCAGUUAAGUCACAUGCGGCCUUUAGAUGUUCAAAUGCGUGAGUUUGAGGUACUAGAAAAGGUUAAACAUGAAAACAUAGUAAAGCUGUUAGCUAUUGAAGAAGAACACGAAAGUCGUGGAAAAGUCAUUGUUAUGGAACUAUGUACAGGUGGGAGUUUAUUUACAAUACUAGAUGAUCCAGAAAACACAUAUGGGUUACAGGAAGAUGAGUUUCUAUUAGUUUUAGAACAUCUCACGGCUGGUAUGAAACAUUUACGUGACAAUAAUUUGGUACAUAGAGAUCUAAAACCUGGAAACAUAAUGAAGUUUUUAAGUGAUGAUGGUCUACCUAUUUAUAAAUUAACUGAUUUUGGAGCUGCAAGGGAAUUACAUGAAGAUCAAGAGUUCAUGUCAUUGUAUGGAACUGAGGAAUAUCUUCAUCCACAUAUGUAUGAGAGGGCAGUUUUACGAAAACCAGUAGCAAAGACAUUUGGAGCUACUGUUGAUUUAUGGUCAAUCGGUGUUACAUUGUACCAUGUAGCUACUGGCAAUUUACCAUUUAGACCAUAUGGUGGGCGACGAAACAAAGAAACUAUGCAUUACAUAACAACUGAGAAGGCAUCUGGUGUUUUAUCUGGAGUGCAAACAUCUGAAAAAGGUUCAAUAACGUGGAGUAGAGAAUUACCAAAGAACUGUCAAUUAAGUGAUGGAUGUAAAAAGCUUAUUACUCCUAUUUUAGCUGGUCUUUUAGAAUUAGAAUCUCAGCGAAUAUGGAGUUUCGAAAAAUUUUUUGCUGAAGUUACUAAAACAUUAGAUAGAAGACUACUACAUAUUUUUCAUACCAAUCGUGUUCAAAAUAUACGUGUAUAUUUGCACCCUGAUGAAACAUAUGAAAGACUUCAGUGUUUAAUACAAGAUCAAACUGAAAUAUCUCCCGCUAAUCAAAUACUUUUAUACAAAUCUACAUACCUUUUGACGGAAGUAGGAUUAGACCUUCCUGGUAGGUCUUAUAAGCCAACUGAAAUGCAUAAGCCUAUUUUGCUUUUUAGUAAAGAAAAUAAUAAUGUUACUUUGGUAGCUGAUAGUGAAAUCCCCAAUUUUCCAAAAUUUCCAGAUAUGUCUUUACCAAAACUGACAUCUGUAGACAGUGAUGCAGGACUUGCUAAGACUGCAUGCAGUGUAGGACAUGUUUGUAAAAAACGUGUUGAAAAAUUGUCACAAAACAGUCAACUAAUUAAUAAAUGUGUACACGUAUUUACAAAAAUUGUAACUGAAAAACUGAAAUUUGUAUUAAGUAAAAGUGACCAUUUACAAAGUGUGUUUAAAUGUACAAAAUACCUAGUAGAGAUUUCAGUACGAGGACACAAAAGUGUUAAUAAUAUGAUUGGCAUCAAGAAUAUAUCUACUGAUCUGAAAGAUGAAUUGGACAAAUUAAGUGAUGAAUUGAAUAAUAGUUUAAGUUUGGCAAUACAACAGUUACAUCAGCGAUAUGUCAAAGAAAGAACAUUAACCAGAGAAUGGCAAUCAGCAACCAGAUCAUUUAAAUGUCCAAAUAAAAAUAGAGCGCCUGCAAAAAUAAAAACACUUGUGGAAAGAUUAAGGGAUUCUUGGCAACAUUUGUUAAGAGAUCGUGCUACACGUAGUUUAACAUAUAAUGAUGAACAAUUUCAUGUGUUAGAAAUAAUCAAGAUUACAGAGACUAGUCGUAGAGCUCGGACAUUAUUAGAUACAGAUGUUCAGCCAGUAGUUACACAGUUAGCUGAUUGUAUGGCAGAUUGGUACAAAAUGGCGCAGACUGUCUAUCUGCAGGCACAAAUUUUAGAUAAGGACUUUGAUACAUUUGAGCACCGUUUGCUUGGAUUCAUCGAGCGUGCAAAUGACACAGAUGCAUCAUUUCAUGAUGGUCUUGUAAAUGUUGCUAAGGUAAAAUUCACAUCAAGUGGUGCCAAACAUGCUGGUCGUAUCAGUGCUCAAGAUAUUCAAGCAUUGAGGGCUAGUUUACGAGGUUUACGUGAUAUUGAUGACCUUGUAUCUGAUAUUAAGGGAAAUAAUGAAAUGCUCAAACAUAUAACUGAGCCUAGUAAAUUAUGUGACUGACUUAUUGUUUUUUAAAUACUAAGUAUAUUGUAAAUAACUAAUUUAUACAAUACUUUUAAAUUUUUAGUAAAAAUAUUUUUAUAUAAUCAAAUUAAUAAA